UUGCUCCAAUUCGAACGGUCUCCGGUCCCCAUUCCGUUCCGUUUCCUGGGAUGGGAUGGGACACACACGGGCACACCCUCGGCUCGACCCGACUGCCCCCGACUCGACGCGACCGAUUACAGCUCCACCCUUACCUUCCUUGCCCUGCCAUGGCGCCUCUUCCCCGCCUCCGCUUCCGCUUCCCCCAUCUCUCUAAACCCUAGAACGCCGGAACGCGCCAAAUCAAUCGCGCCCCAGCUCAGAAUCUGCACCAAAUCGAACGGGAAAGAACGAAAGCGAAGGAAGCAGCUCUCGAAUCCAGCAAUGGAUCGCUCCCGCUCGAAGCGCGGCUACCACUACGACCAGGACUCGCCGCCGCCCCGCUCCAAGCCUCGCUUCGACCGCAGAAGCAGCGGAGGCCAGAAUCCUAACUCCAGCUACCAUCGCCGCGGCCCCCCUGGUGGGGGCGGAGGAGGCUCUGACCGCCGCGGAUUCCUCCCCUCUGACGCCGCACCGCCUCCGCCCCCGCCGCCGCCUCCCCCUCCUUCGUCGACCGCGGCGGGGAUGCCGGGCGGUGGCCCCGCCGCGACCACCACCACCUCCUUCCGCAUCCUGUGCCCCGAGUCCAAGGCCUACGGCUUCCCGACCGGCUUCGUCGCCAAGGUCCGGGAGGACAGCGGCGCGCUCGUCAACGUCCACCCGCCCUUCGCGGGUGACUACGUCCGGGUCAUCGAGACGGUCGACGGCGCGCGGCGCGAGGCUGACGGGCGCCCGCCCAUGUUCUCCCCGGCCCAGGAGGCGCUCCUCAUGGUUCACCGCCGGAUCCUCGAGACGGACGCCGAUGACGGGGACGAGGACGGCGAGUACGGGCCCAGGGGGAAGGACCCCCGGGACAGGGGGAAGACCACCUCGCGAUUGAUCGUGCCGCGCCUGCACGUCGGCUGCCUGCUCGGCAAGGGUGGGAAGAUCAUCGAGCAGAUGAGGAUGGAGACCAAGACGCACAUCAGGAUCCUGCCGCGUGACCAGAAUACCCCGCGGUGUGUGUCCUUGUCGGAGGAGGUUGUCCAGGUUGUUGGAGACGGAAAUUGUGUUAAGAAGGCUGUAGCAAUAAUCACUGAUCGUCUAAAGGAAAGCUUACACCGUGAUCGUGGUCCCUUCCGUGGGCGGAUGAAUUCACCAGAGCCUCGAAUUUCUCAGGAAGAUGAAUAUAUGGGUGGCAUUCAGCAGAUGCCUGCAUAUGAAGAACCUUAUGGACGACCUGAUCAGAUUAGGAACAACAUCAGCAUGGAGCCACCAGGAUAUGAGUUUGAUUCAAAUGGCGGCAAGGUCAUUGAACAUCCAGAGAUUCAGUAUGAUAAUAUCAUAUUUCGAAUUCUUUGCCCAAAUGACAAGGCUAACAGUUUAGUUGGAACGCAUGAUGGAAUAAUAGAGAUGCUACAGGAAGAUGUUGGUGUUGAUGUUAGGCUUACUGAUAUUAUUGCUGGUUCUGAUGAAAGGGUAGUAAUCAUCACAUCCAGAGAGGGCCCAGACCAUGAGUUUUUCCCAGCUCAGGAAGCACUUCUGCACAUCCAAACUCAUAUUGUAGACCUUGGCCCUGACAAGGAUAACAUUAUCACAACAAGACUACUUGUACCUUCAAGUGAAAUUGCUUGCUUUGAGGGAAGGGAUGGAUCAUUAUCUGAUAUACAGAGACAGACUAGUGCAAACGUACAGAUAUUACCAAGAGAAGAUCUUCCAUCCUGUGCUCUAGAGUCUGAUGAACUCAUACAGAUUGUCGGAGAGAUUAGAGCUGCUCGGAAUGCUCUUAUGCAAGUAACUACGAAAUUAAGGAGUUACUUGUACCGUGAGAUGUCUGGUCCUAUUCAAGUUGGCAACACUAAUGUGCAUGGACCCAUUUCUCCAGCAAAAGGCUCACCUCGAGGAGCAUACCAGGGAAAUGAUAUUCCAAUGGCUGCUUACCACCAAGCACCACAAUUGACAAGUUCAUGGCACUCGAAGGAUAGUGCAGGCAGUGCAAGUGGAUCAUUUGAGCGUGGUAGCAACAUUAACGAUGAUAUCAGGCAAAGUACUACAAAACGAUUCGCUGUUCCUCUAGUGACUAGAAGCAUAUUAGAAGUUGUCAUACCAAAGAGUGCUGUCGCAAGCCUCACAAUGAGGGCUGGUAGCAAGCUGGCCCAAAUAGGCGAGAUGUCUGGUGCCACUGUCACUCUUGCUGAAGACAGACCUGAAGUAAUGGAGAAAGUUGUUCGAAUAUCUGGUACCCCUGAACAGGCUGACAAAGCUCAGAGUUUGCUGCAGGGAUUUAUUCUUAGCAUCCAAGAUGACAUUCCUUCAGGCUAGUUGAUGACAUUGGUCUUCAUUCCAUAGUUUUUUAUUUUAUGGAUUUUCCUUUGUAUUUUGGGAUGGAAUGCAUCUAAGUCCAUGUCUAUUAGUUGUUUUCAUGUAUUAUUCUAGCUGUAAUGCUAAGUAGCCAAAAUGUGCUUUGUUUCCAGUUUGUCUUACUGUCUUGUGCUUAAGUGGUGGAUGGGGAUGCAAGAUAGUGGAUGAUCAUUUUUUAAAACUGAUUCAAUUUUCAAAAUCCA
Molecule: messenger RNA, 2561 nt
Organism: Phragmites australis (common reed)
Lineage: Eukaryota; Viridiplantae; Streptophyta; Magnoliopsida; Poales; Poaceae
Product: RNA-binding KH domain-containing protein RCF3
Exons: 8
Coding region: 304-2319 (671 amino acids)
Biological process (GO): regulation of gene expression
Cellular component (GO): nucleus; cytoplasm
Molecular function (GO): mRNA binding
Source: RefSeq, a predicted model, not a curated record